AUGUCGAUCACACUUCUCUUCCUUACGAGCUCCAUCGUCCAUCAGGCAUUGGCGGGGAACUGCCAGGCCGUGCCAGCCAAUGUCACCUGGCCGCCAGUCCAAGAAGCGAUGGAAAAUGACUAUGGCGGCUAUCGAUGUCCCUGCUGUAUGCUGAAUUGCUACUUUGACGGCACGAAGAAUCAAUGCUAUCCGACCAAGGACUACGAGCCGUUUUGCCCUGAUUUACCCGCCACCAUCACCUGGGCUCCGGAAGGGCCUGCCUAUUACGAUGCGUAUGGCAGUGUAGCGGGAAUCAAGUGUGACACAGGACUCCAUUGCUAUUAUGAUGGAUCGAUGAAUCAGUGCUACAUGUCGGAGGAAGCAAUGGCCGAUUGUCCCCCGUUGCCGGCGAGUGUCACCUGGCCGCCAAACGGCGAGCCUCGCCACGAGCAGUACCACGACAACAAGUUAAUGUGCAGCGGGGGCGGCAGCUGCUAUUUUGAUGGAACGCUCAACAAUUGCUAUUACACGGAGGGUGAAUGUGCACCAAAGCCGGACUAUGUCACCGUGUCGCCAACCAGUCGUGCAACGGUGGGGCGUUGUCCGGAAGACUAUGCUUGCUACCGCGUCGGUGGAGUCAACGAGUGUUAUUGCCAUGACACCACCAACAAGACCGAUUGCUAUCAACACUCUUUGGGUGCCGAUACGCCGAUCACGUGCUAUCAUAAGCGCAACCAAUGUGCCCGCACCUGUGGCUGGUGCAUU
This is a messenger RNA of Mesorhabditis belari, 744 nucleotides long. The record is from the annotation of a GenBank genome assembly. Lineage: Eukaryota; Metazoa; Nematoda; Chromadorea; Rhabditida; Rhabditidae.